AUGUUUGCAGACCUCAUUCAGCAUAUAAAAAAUACAAGUCCAUAAUUUGUUAUCGGACAAUAUGCAGACGCUUAUGAUAAUUAUAGCAGUUGGCGUAUGUGCAAAGUGAUCAAUCUCUCAACUGAUUCGGUCACAGUUCAAUACGAUGGGUGGAGCUAGAAAUAUGAUGAGACUCAUAAACUUAAAGUAGGAAGGGUCGUGUAUUUUAGAUCACAUACUGAACUCUACACAGGUGCUUAGAAGAGUGCGUCUCGAGAAUUCUAAAUAACCAAAGAAGUGGAUCACAUUCAAUAGGUCAUCGAGAAAAUGCAGAAGUUGAUAGUAAGCAAUUUUGCCAAUGUCGAAGCACACGACGUCUGUCAAUUUGUGAGAGGAGAACUCUAUCUACUAAUUGAUAGUGUCAUGCAAGAAUAGUAAUGCUACACUCAGGGAGAAUUUAAAAUGACUACAGAUCUAAUCGAGGCCUUUAUACGAUUCUUCGUCGAAUGGGCAAAUAAGAUUUUGGAGAAAAUCAACAUCUAUAUCCAAGGCGUCCAAGCACACCCCCUAAUUUAUUAUUUUCAUUUGGACACCUGUCUAGUAUCCUGUCAUCCCGAGAUGUUCGAUACCCUCACCAAGAUAUUCAACGGAAGCGGACCCAGAUGCAAGCGUUAUUUCCAGAGCAAUGAAUCCCAACUCUUGAAGAUGUACUCUAUCUCCGAUCGACACUCCCAGAAUGUCCAACAGGGCUUCUUCAAAUAUUUCCAAGAUUAAAAUGGCUUAUAAGUAAUCGAGAAUUUGAUAGCUUGGCAACACAGCGAAGGAGAGACCAAAUAAAAAGUGCCUUUUGGAAUAAUCAAGAAUAUCCUACCCUUGGUGGAAAGUAUCUAUAAGAGUUUCCCCACGAGCUAAAAUAGACAAGAAUGGCUACUCAAAAUGAAAGACAUGAUCAUCAAUCGAUUACACAAGUUGACAACUAAUGAUCUUAAGGAAUCCAAUCUAAAUCCUGUCUUCCAGAUUUUUAAGUUGAUUCCGUAACAGUUCUCCUCCAUCAUCAACAUCUCCUAAGAAUGUGAAGCCACAGAGAUCAAAUUAGCCAUCACCUUAAUAAAGUCAUCCAUUCUUGAGAAGAAAAUCAAGGGUGUCAAGGAACUCACUGAAAUAAUUGACAAGGUGACAACUUCCAAGAACUCAAUGAUGUAUCAGAGUAUAACGAGCACCUAUUUCAAUCCGGAUAGAUUGGGCAAAUUCCUUCAAGAAGAGAAAGUUUUCGACAUUCUUCUCCAAGAAGCAGGACAUGCCGAAGUCUUUAAGAGAGCAGCCCCUAUUCUGAGAUUUAUGGUUGAUCAAGUGAAUUCAAGCACCAAGGAUAUCGAAUAACUAUGGGAGGCAAGUUAGAUGAGACAUGAAACAGAAGCUCAGAGUGUCUACGAAGUGAUCAGUGAUAUUGCCAGAGUGAUGAAUCACGAAUAAACAGAGAUAAUCUUUACUAAGUUGACAAAUUUUAGUUAAAAAGACAUAGAUCUGAAUUUGAUCAAUUUCAUGAAGGAUUUCACUUAGAGUGCCUAGAAGAAUCCGAUUUGGAAAAAUAGAGCCAUCUAUACACUCAACAUGAUGUGGAAUUUACUUUAAGACAAAAGCGAUCUCAACCCUAAUCUCCUUGAACCUCUAAUGACUGGAUUCAUCUCAUGUCUGAAAUAGGAACGUGAGUAGUAUUAAUAACUGUGUUUGGAGAACUUGAGGAAGAGUUAUUCAUUCCCCUAAUGUUUGCACAUCCUAUAAAAAAUCAUUGAGAGUUAUGGGUAAGGAUAGGUCUACUUUUCAGUUUCCUCAGAGGAUAACCUUAAUAAAAUCAUGAAAGAACAUUAAAUGAUUGAUCUGAUUGUUAAGAACCUUGAAAAUUAUAAAGCCAAUGUAAAUACUUGUUAAGAUUGUUUUGCUAUUCUGACUGGUAAAGUUGCACAUGCUUAACGAAUACAAUACAAAAUGGAUUUCCUUGAGUAUAUAGCUGCAAGUCCCAAGAAGUAUGAGUUUUCACUUGAAAAUUUUAAGAAAUUAUGGAAUAUCCUCAUAAUCAAUCCUAUUCAUGAAACUGAUCGCAAUCCCAUGCUAGAUUUCUUAGUUAAAGGAGGAUUCAGAGUGAAAGAGGAUUUAUUCAAAAACAUAUUCUGCAACAUCAAUUAUCCAAUCAAAUUAUGCUAUAGGAGUAUCGAAAAGUACUUUAUGCAAUUAAAUCAAAAAAAUGGCUCAAUCAAUUGCUAAAAGUCUUAAAUCCGAAUCAUAAAGUACGAUCAGAUCAUUGGUAUAAAUUUCUUCUUCGAUGUGGUCUUCAAUUAUCCAGAUGCAGAUUAAGCCAUCUAGACUCUGUUAUAAUUGCACAUGAGAACAGAGAAAGCAAAUUAAGUGGAUUAGAAAUUGCAAAUGUGGAACUCUCUGCUUAUGAAAUGCAAAGAAGCUCUGAAAUAAUCCAAUAACAGUUAAGUGUAAGUCUAAAAUGUGAUUAAGUGUCUCAAAGAUCUUGUGACUGGAAUCGAAGGGAAACAAUACUUUAAUACGAGUAGUCCAGCUAUCACUUUCACCAAGUUCUAAGUCUAAUUGGGCAAGGAUGAAAAAACCUUAAAAGAAGUAUCUCUCCCUUCUAAUUCCACUUUGUUAGCAGUGAGAAAAAAUUUGAAUCAACUUUACAAUUUCAAUCAAUAAGACUACGAUAUGUUUUUGGCUAAUCAUGAUAUGAAGAUCAAUCAAGACAAUGAAGAAGAUUUGACAAUCAGUUUGUUUGAGGAAUCCAAAUCGAGAGAUAAGCCAGACAUCAUUCUGUAGAAUAUCAGUCAGAAUAUGAAUUCUUUGUGUUUGAGCAUUCGUAAAUUUAAGGCUACUUUGAGUAGCAAUACAGAAUUAUCAGAGAUAUUGUUUGAUUUGUUGUAAUCUGAGAAUUAUGAAGACAUAUGGGAAGUAUUGACAUUGAUGCCACAAAAUAAGCAAAUAAAAGAUAGAUUGGAUAGAGGAGGUUCUGAUGAGGAGUCAUGGAGCAAGAUCUUGUACUUCAAUUGCAAUAAGAAAUUGUUAUAUUGCUUGCAAAUAUAUGAAACUAUGAUAUUAUAGGAUAAGAAUGUAUUACAAUAUUUUUUGAAGACUAAAGGAUGUCAGAGUAUUAUCAAUUAUUAUCUGAAGAGACAGGAGAAUGAAUUUACUAAUCUAUUCAAUUUGAAAUGUUUUGCACAGAUUGCUAAAAUUAUAGGGAUCUGCAGUAUUAAGGAUUAAGAAAUCAAUAGGAAAUGUGUCAAAUACAUCAUAUAUUCCUUGUAAAAAAUAGAAAAUAAAGUAUACUAAGACCCUUCUGCAAUUCAGAGUUUUCUGUAAUACAACUUUAGAAUAGCCUCAACUGAGAAUGUGGGCGACAUAGAGUAGAUGAAAAAAAGCUUAAUAGAAUUGGUAGACCCUUAGAUCAGAAAGACUUUGUGCCAAUAAUUGAUUGAUUUGAAGCCACUCCAUAAGCAUUUCUAAAAUUUGGGUGACAAUUUGUAAGAUGUCAUGAAACUGAAAAAUUAGGCUGAAUAAUAUUUGGAAUUGUACGCUGGAGUUUUAGAAUAGACAAACAAUAAUGAUUUAACAAGGAUUACUCAAAGAUUGCCUUAAAUAUUGAUUAGUUUCUUGUAAGAGGAGGAGACUGAGAAGAUACUCCUAUAGGCAUUCAAAUUGAUAUGCAUUUUGGUGACAAAAUGUUAAGAAUCGUUACUAAUGAUAACAACAGAUGAUUAAUUGGCUGAUGCAAUAAUUAGCAGUCUAUUUCAAUUAAAUGGGAAAACACUACAAAGUCAGGACACAAGAAAAGCAGGGUAUGAAAUAAUUUAAAAGUUAUUCGCCAAUUAGAAAUUGAUGUUGAUUUUCGAACAGUAUUUUUCUUGUGCCUUUUGGAGAACAAGUUCAAACACAAAUUGGAAUAUCGUGUAAACAUAAUAGAGUAAGAGUCAAACUGGUUUCGUUGGUUUACGUAAUCUGGGAUGUAUUUGUUAUAUGAAUUCAUUAAUGCAAUAAUUAUUCACCUUACCUAAUUUCAGGGAAAGCAUUCUAUCCCUGAACCUUGAGUAAGGAUAACAGACCGUUGCAUAUCAAUUUUAACUUUUACUCUCCGCAUUAAAGAAUUCAUAAAAGCAAUUCUAUGAUCCUACUAAUUUUUGCAAUGUGCUUGGACCAAAUUAUAAACCAAUCAACUUUUAUGAAUAGAUGGAUGUUGAUGAAUUCUUCUUGUAACUCAUGGACAAAUUGGAACUCGAACUCAAACCAUUAAAGAGAGAUAUAAUUGUACCAAAGAGUUUUGGUGGAUUUAUGAGUACAGAAUUUAUAAGUAAAGGAUGUUAACAUCAAUCUUCAAGAGAAGAAUUAUUCUUGGCCCUUUCAUUGCAAGUCAAAAAUAAAAAGAACAUUUAUGAAUCCAUGAAGAUGAUGACUGAUGGUGAAAUGCUUGAAGGUGAUAAUGCAUACAUGUGUGAGAAAUGCGAAAAGAAGGUGCCAGCUCUAAUGAGAGUCUGCAUUAAGCAAUUGCCUAAUGUAUUGAUCAUGGUGUUAAAGCGUUUUGAGUUUAAUUAUGAAACCCAGUAGAAGUUUAAGUUAAACGACUAUUACGAAUUCCCAACUCAAUUGAAUAUGAAGCAAUUCACCAAGGAGUACUUAUAGAAGCAAGAUUUUCAAGACGUCGAAGAUGCCGAUAGACUCAUUGUGACUGAGUAUUCGGAUGAAUAUUAUGAUUACCACUUGAGAGGAGUGAUUAUUCACGUCGGUACUGCUGAUCAUGGACAUUACUAUUCAUUAAUCAAAGAUGCUCAAACUAAUAAGUGGUAUGAAUUCAAUGAUAUUCUUGUUAAACCUUUUGAGUUUGGAGAUUUGGCAACUGAAGCAUUUGGUAAUGAUGACAAGGGUAGAAGCAAUUAAUUAUUAAGUCGAUCUAAAAAUGCAUAUAUGUUAUUUUAUGAACGCAAGACUUAUUUUGAUGAAAAUGGCAAGCCAUUGAAGAAUGAUUAGGAAUUACGAUGGUUUUUCAAUAACAAUAAAAAUGAAAAGUAAAAUGAUGAAAUUCUGAUUGAUAAUAUUAAGUUUUAAAUCAGUUAGGUUAUGUUCGAUGAAUCCUUUUUUGAGUUCAGUUGUGCUCUAUUGGAUGAGGGAUCAUAAAUUCAUAUCGGAAGAUUCUGCUUAUAAUAUUUCCUCACUGUUGUCAUCCGUUUCUAAGAGAGAGGACAAUUUGUGCCAAGAUAUUUGGAAAAGUUAAAAUUAAUAACCAGGAAUUCAGUUCAAUUGGCAAAUGAAUUUCUGGUUUCUAUUCAAAAUGUUGAUGUUCUAAAUGAGUUGAUCCUCUAAAAUCCCAUCCAAGACAUGAGAGUAAUUAUAGGUGGUCUGAUCAACGAUGCCAUCAAGUGUCUUAUGGACAAUGAAAAGUUCGCCUCAUAUAAAGAAUUCAAGCAAAAGAGCAACUUAAUUCAACUGACCCAAUCUAUGAUUCACUAUAUCUAGAAUAGGAAGAACUCUGAUUAAAUCCAAAGGAUUAUCUACCAAUUGUCAUUGAAUGAUUUCAGCAAGACAUACUUACGAGAACUGAAAUUCGUAGGGAGAAUCUUCCUAUACUUUUUAGAUGAACCACCUGUUGGCGCUGGUUACAUUGAAAUUGCAGAUCCCAAUGUCGAAUAAAAAUUACUCAAGAUCAACAAAUAAUAUAUUAGGAAUGAAUAGUAAAAUCCACAAAUUUUGCAAUAGUAAGAGAAUCUUAAAUUUGACAAUCUAUACAUUGAUUACUCCUACUUGGUUAUGGCUCUUAAUUAAUUGAUCUACUAGGAUGAUGACGAAUUGUGCAUGCUCGAUGAUCCUCUGCUCUUUAAAAGACUCCUCAGCAUUACAUUCACGAGACAAGCAAGGUUGGCUUUGAAGGAGGCAAUACAGAAAUAUAUACGACUAAACAACAACCCUUGGGAUCAAAGUCUAGCAGUUGUGUAGACACUCUAUGAACACAUGAAGGAUUGCGAUGAGAAAGACUUAAAAACAGCCUUGAUCGUACUUAAAGGAAUAGGUGAAAUCGAUGAUGCAUACAACGAAUAAAGAUUAACUUUGGUGGCUGAAGCUUAUAUUUCUGCUUUGAAAGACAACCUGGGUUACUGGUAUUACACAUCGAUUAUGUUUGAUUAUGUAAUAAAGAUCUGCACAAGAUUGAAUUUUCAGAAAGCUUUCGCUGAAGUCUUGAAUCGAAAUAAAGGGGUCUUGAAAUUGAUGUACCAGUGGCUAAAAGAAUCAUAGAAUCCAUUUUAAAACUUCUCAUAAUAAAGGUGGAAAGUCUUUAAAAAGAGACAGAUGAAUGUGUUGGCUUAGGAUAUAACUGAAAAACUGAAUAAAUUCUAGGCCUUGUCCUAAAAACGAAUAGAGUCACUUGAGAAAAUCAUGAGUCAAUAAGUUGUGAAUAGUAGUGGUUAUGAUUCUGAUACAGUUCCUAAUCUUGAAUAAUAGGUUGAUGUCAUCAUCCCAGCAAGAACAUACCUCAAUAACUUCGAGACUUGUGGCUAUUCAACAUGGACAAUCGGAAUCAAUUUAGGAGAUAUGAUGGAAUUAAGAUAAAACAAUAUGAUUAAAUGGGUUUUCAGUACGGAUUCAUCACUUGCACCUCCCAACACAUAGACACUAAAAUAUGAAAAUCAUGUUUCCUUUAUGAAAUGA
Paramecium tetraurelia is the source of this 6672-nucleotide messenger RNA. RefSeq lists its product as uncharacterized. Lineage: Eukaryota; Ciliophora; Oligohymenophorea; Peniculida; Parameciidae. Gene Ontology annotation, cellular component: cytosol; nucleus. The record is from RefSeq and is a predicted model, not a curated record. The transcript has 4 exons. Gene Ontology annotation, biological process: protein deubiquitination. Gene Ontology annotation, molecular function: cysteine-type deubiquitinase activity; cysteine-type endopeptidase activity.